GGAAAAAAACAAGGAAGUUCUCUGAAACAUCAGAUUCUCUGACAUUAUGGAUGGAAGUCACGCGUUGUACUGUACGGUGCUGGACAAAAAUGACAAAUCUAAAUUAUUGUGCUAUACCUGCAAAAAGUCUGGUGUAUUAAAUAUUGGUUUAACAAAUGCAUCAGAAGUUUGGAGCACUGAUUUUACAGAAGAGACACUGACCACACUUAGACAGAAAUGUGUCUUAAAAUCUACUGAGGAUUACAUUUUAAAAAUCAGAUCUGCGUGUGCGACAGGAAGUGUGUGUGUGUCUGUGCAGGACACCUGUGCAGUCCUCCAUGUGGGCUCCAGUCCUGGAGACCUGAGUGUAGAUCUGACCAGACUGGGAGAGCCAGAUGCCAAAGAAGAACUGAGGAAGCUUCUGUUUAGAAUGGGUGACAGUCUGACCCAGUUAAACAGCAGUGGUUCACCCUCAGUCAGUCCUUUGAAGAGUACCCACAAACGCAACACAGAGUUUGAACCACGGAGGCACCAACAGAGUGGUCCGUCUGUGACUAAGAAGAAGCGCCUUCCGGGAGAAUCUCUCAUCAAUCCAGGAUCGCGGAGAAAGCGUCCUGCCACAGGGGUCGCGUUUGAUGAUGAUGAUGACCAGUGAUGCUGACCGCUUUUUAAAGACCAACAGAUCCGUUUGUUGCAAUACCUAUCCAUACAACUAUGCUUCUACAUGCAAUACGAAUGUUGUUUUAACUUAGUUCAAACAGUCUAUUUAUAUAAUCCAUCUCACUGUGUCCACCUCAUGAAAUAAGCUGCUUUGAGGGACUCAUGAUCAGUCUCUUGAUCACUACAAAUACAUACAACUGCAACAAAAUACAUUUUUAACUGUCAAUUUUAAUAUUUAACUAUUAUGAAUGUGGAUUUUAAAAUGGAAAUAUGAAAGAAACCAAUAAAGAGCAUGAUAUGUCAAGUGCAGUCUG
Messenger RNA from Osmerus eperlanus (European smelt), 953 nucleotides. RefSeq names its product PAXX non-homologous end joining factor (gene paxx). Gene Ontology annotation, molecular function: molecular adaptor activity. The transcript is spliced from 7 exons. The record is from RefSeq and is a predicted model, not a curated record. Lineage: Eukaryota; Metazoa; Chordata; Actinopteri; Osmeriformes; Osmeridae. The coding region runs from base 47 to 634 and encodes 195 amino acids. Gene Ontology annotation, cellular component: site of double-strand break; nucleus; nonhomologous end joining complex. Gene Ontology annotation, biological process: double-strand break repair via nonhomologous end joining.